Molecule: messenger RNA, 2331 nt
Organism: Nelumbo nucifera (sacred lotus)
Lineage: Eukaryota; Viridiplantae; Streptophyta; Magnoliopsida; Proteales; Nelumbonaceae
Product: U3 small nucleolar RNA-associated-like protein
Biological process (GO): maturation of SSU-rRNA from tricistronic rRNA transcript (SSU-rRNA, 5.8S rRNA, LSU-rRNA)
Cellular component (GO): small-subunit processome; Pwp2p-containing subcomplex of 90S preribosome
Molecular function (GO): protein binding; snoRNA binding
Source: RefSeq, a predicted model, not a curated record
GAAUACCAAAAUUUGGCCCUAAUACCGCACUGUCGCGCUCUUUCUCUCAACCCCCAUAUUCCCAAGCAAAAUCUCUCUCUCUCUCUCUCUCAGUGCUCCUCUGAGCUCCUCUGCUUCAAGAAAGACCUGAAACAGAACAGAGCUAAGCUGAGUAGCCGUCAAGCAAUCGAAAAUGGCGGACGUGGUGCAGUACAGGCUAGAGCGCAUGGUGGACGAGCUGGACGACCUUGAACGAAGAGGUCUAUUCACACGCAGAGAAAUCGCAGAAAUCGUAAAAAAGAGAAGGAACUUCGAGUACCGACUGAAGCGUCCGAGUCCACUCAAGCAGGAUUACUUGGCAUACAUCGAAUAUGAGAAGCAGCUCGAUUCACUCCGUCGCCUACGCAAGAAAUCGGUCGCUCGACAAAUGAAAGAAAAGGACAAUAAGAAAUUGAGGAAAUCUGUCUCGGAUUUCGCCGGCGUGUCGAGGAUUCUGGAGAUUUAUCGGUUGGCUGUUAUGCGUUAUAAAGGCGAUAUCGAUCUAUGGUUUCGGUAUCUUGAGUUUUGCAGAGAACGCGGUCAUGGGAGAAUGAAGCAGGUUUUGGCUCAGGUAAUUAGGUUUCAUCCAAAGGUUCCAGGCCUUUGGAUCUAUGCUGCAGCUUGGGAGUUUGACCACAACUUAAAUGUUGCAGCUGCCCGUGCUCUAAUGCAGAGUGGUUUAAGGGCAUGUCCAAAUUCGGAAGACCUGUGGGUCGAAUAUCUCAGGAUGGAACUCACGUACCUUAACAAGUUGAAGGCUCGAAAGGCUGCUCUUGGGGAAGACAAGGGGACACUAACACGUGAUAAUGGAGAUGCCAUUGAGAAACAGUGGAGAGAUGAAAAUAAAGAUUUAUUUAUGCCCCUUAGUGAAGGAGGAGAGAAUGCAGAUGGAUCGAGUGCGCAGGAAGAGGAGUCAGAGAAGAAAGAGGAUGCCUUUAGGGAACAAGGUUCUAUUAUUCUUGAAACAAUCUACAGUGGGGCAGUUAAGGCUCUUCCUUCAAAUAUGAGCUUGAGAAAGCGUUUUUUAGAGAUAUUGGAUGCAACAGACUUGGCACAUUCAGAUGAACUGAAGGAAGAGAUAAUGAACAGCAUGACGAGAGAUUUCUCAAAGGAUACUGAUUACUGGGACUGGUUGGCUAGACUUCAGAUUAAUGAUAUUAGAAAUUCAAAGGAUAUCAGUAAAGAAGUUGUGUUUCGUCAGUUAAACAAAGCAGUUGAGGUUUAUGAAGAAGCCUUGAAAGUUGUGGCUUCUGCCAGGAUGUUUUCCCUGUAUACGAAGUUUUUGAUGGAUGUUAUUGUUCCUGAAAGAGAAGAUUCCAUAGAUUCUUGGUUUCCAAGCACCUCCGAUCAUGCUGCAGAAUACAUAUCAAAUCUUUUGAAGGUAUAUGAAAAAGCUGAAUCAAUGGAAUGCCUUACAGAGGAUCUUGCUUACCAGUAUAUUUCAUUUUACUUGCAACUGGGAAAGUUAGGGGAAGCCAGGAAGCUAGCAGAAAAGCUUUGCAAUGAAAAACUACCAGGGGCAGUGAAAUUAUGGGUUUUAAGGGUUUCAAUAGAGAUAAAAUGGGCUAGAAGGAAAUCUGCUUCUCUGUCUAAGGAAGACCUGCUAUCUGUCUAUGAACUUCUGAGAAAUGUUUUGACAAAAGUGGCCAUUUCAGAAGCUGAGAGUUUGUGGUUAAUGGCCAUCAAGUUGUUUUCAAAUCACAAGGACUACUUUGACAAGCUGGUGCAGAUUUCCCUUAUUUUAUUAGCCAAAGGUGGUGAUGAUUCUGAAAGCAAAUUUUCUCUUUCAUCCGCUAUUGUGAAUUGGGUUGUUCAAAGGGAUGGUAUCUUACGUGCAAGAGACAUGUAUAAACGAUUUCUUUCUUCACCACGUCCAAGUCUUGCAAUUUAUAGAAAUUGCAUCGAGUUGGAAUCAAACCUUGCAUUUGUUGGUGAUCACAAAGGUCUUGAAAAUGCACGCAAAUUGUAUGAAUCUGCACUUACAACUUACAACCAAGAUGUUGGAUUAUGGCGAGAUUAUUACUCACUGGAGAUCAAGGUUGGUACAUCAGAAACGGCGAAUGCUGUCUAUUGGCGUGCCCGGAAGACGCUCAAAGACACGAGUGGAUUGCUUGCUCCACAUGAUUUAUGAUGGGUUUCUGUAAUCUGUUCUCUCAAUUUUGACGAGUUGUCUAAUUUCUUCAUUUAUUCAAAAAGAAAAAGAAAACAUUAUCUGGCUUUAAUUUAUCUGUCUUACAGAGCUGAAGAUUUUGAAUACUUUCUAAUGUAAUUUCCUCCAAAAUCUAAGCAUGAAAGUCUUCCGAUUAUAAACUA